Messenger RNA from Meira miltonrushii, 2016 nucleotides. RefSeq lists its product as uncharacterized. The transcript has a single exon. Bases 114 to 1808 code for a protein of 564 amino acids. The record is from RefSeq and is a predicted model, not a curated record. Lineage: Eukaryota; Fungi; Basidiomycota; Exobasidiomycetes; Exobasidiales; Brachybasidiaceae.
AAUACAAACAAUAAAAUUGUAUUAUUAUUAUCCAGGGAUUGGGGUCCAUGUAGGGUGACCACACGAUGUUGAUCAUAACCAUCAUCACUUGUAUAAUAAUUCAAACAGCUGUGAUGGAAACAUGGAAUUAUAGUGGGAAUGGGGCGACCUCUCAAAAUGGAUUGGAUAACCCAGGCGAAAGUAGUCGAAAUACAUUCACACAUCGAACCCAACUGCCAAGUAGAAGAAGGCAAUUAGGAGGAAUGCCUUUACAUCCAUCUCGAAGACCGCCACCAUCACAUAUAGGCUCAGGUAUUCCUAUCAGCAGCAGCUUUAUGCCUACUCUCUCUUCUCCUUUACGUAUGAGCGAAUCAACACCCGAACCUUCUGUAUUUCUUACGCCCAAUUCGAUCUCGCGUAAAAGGUCACAUUUUACCGCAUCCGCUAAUUUGCCUUCGAAUGACAACAUCUACAAUCCCGAACCUUAUCAACAAUCGCUUGAUAGCCAUUCAAGGAGAUCAGCUCAUAUACACCAUUCGCCAAUGGAUGCGCCAGAUUUAGGUGAUAGCUCUGUUUUAUCAUACGGAUCUAUUCCGACCGGUUCUCCAACCAACAAAUACGGCUCUUGGUCUCGAAAGACAGGCUCAUUACAAACAAGUCACUUUUCAGAACCCCAAACAAGUCAACCUCUCAGACCGCCUCAAGGUGAAUUCAGUUUCCAAGCACAAGCACCAUCCUUCUUUCAGUCAAGUGUCAAUCACACAGAAACUUCAACAUCACUUACAAACGAACAACAAGGCGAGACCAGUUCUAUGGCUUUUGCUCGACUUGCACAAGCACAGAGACAACAGCAGGAGGCCAGAAGGCUAGCAGCAUCAGGAGCAAACGAUGCCCCUGAAAGUGGCUCGGCUGAUGAUCAUACUGACGGACCCCCUGUAAAGAAGAGAAGGGGUGUUGCAAGUACAAUUGUGGAUGGUGCUUUGAGCGCGGCUCUGUAUACAGGAGCAGCUGCUCUGACAGCAUAUUCGUUGUGGUCUAGCUGGGGAAGAAAAGAGGAGUCAGGAGAAGAAGCAUCAGGUGCACAAGAUAACGAAGGUUUGGCUGAAACUCGUGAAAAGCUGCCGCCAGGCGCAUUGGAAGAACCGCCUCCGCCGUAUACGAUAGCAGGCAGCUCAAAAGGGUCUGGUGAAUCACCCAUGAAGAAUGGAAGACCGGUUCAUGUCUUCGUCUCGUCAAGAAGGAGAAGACCGGUCUUUGCUACACACCGAUCAAGCAAGAACGCAUCAAAGAGAAGGUUGAGUGCGUUGAAUGAUCUCGCACAACAGUCACCAUCAGUGAUGUCAGACAGCACUUCCCAACAAGAAGAUGGGGAUGACGACGACGAUGAUGAUGAGAUGUUCAGACGCUUCCAGUCAAAGAUGUCGAAUCUCAUCGAAGAGGGAACGCGAGCUCUCAAUUCGGAAGCUGACCUGAGCGCGAUGGACUUGGAAGAUGACGAUGAUUAUAGCUUUCAAAGUGCAAGAUUUUCACCGAGUAAGAGUGAUUCCCGUCUAGUGUCUGGUCAACCUUUGUCUCCCUCACGACUGCCAAGAAGUCAAACAACUGCAUUCACAUUUGGCAACGAAGCUUUGAAAAGACCACAGAAUACGCCCAACCUUUUCAAUUCCCAUUCAUCAACUUUUGAUGUUUCUACAUCCACAGCAAAUUCUCCCCGAUCACCUUUUUUAUCACUUGCAAGUCGUGAUCCAAACAGUCCUUACGGUCGUAUUUCUCGUCCGGGUAGCGUGAUUACAUCACCCACUUUAACAGCUCGAAAACGUCUACAUUGAACGUUCUUUUUACAGAUAGGUACACACACAGCUCAAACAUGUACAGUAUUUCGUUUAAUCUUGUCCUUUCUAUAUUGCUCUUCAUGCGCUCUGCCUUUAUAAUUACACACUUGCUGUACUAUCGAUGCUUCUUUUGUUCAAUCGAUCUUUUGAUACCCCCUUUACCUAUUCCUGAUCGGAACGGAGAUGAUCAAUGAAUUGUUUUCGA